UGGGGAGUGGAUGUGUUAAUCGUCUCCGCUCCCAGUUUCUCACCUGUAUAUACUGAAAUAGUCAAGUGUUACAAUUAUUUCGAAACAGUCCUUGUUGUAUUUUGAAUAUUCUAUACCGUAGAACAAAUAUUAAUUCCCAGAGUAGCAAGACAUGAAAAGAGCGAGGAUGGGAGACCUCGCUGCCUCUCCCAGCCGUCAGGCCGUGGCCAGUGUUUGGAUGGUGGUAGCGCUGCUGGUGGGCGUGUGGGUGGGACAUGUUGCGGGCGUGGACCCCCGCCCACUACGACAGAAACACCAACGUACUAUGCAUGUAGGCCACAAGCAUGGGGAGGCCCGGGCCGCUACUCAGAGGGACUUCGGAGAGUUGACGAAGCUUGGGCGUCGGUUCCUGAAGUGCUCCAGGCGGCGGUUGCUACCACCUGAGGCGCCCAGGCAGAAGACCUGCAACCGCCUUCGUGUGAGCAGCACCUCCCCAGGAGCCAGCCGCACCUCCACCGUGGGCGAGUGUGCAGGCACCUACACACUGGGACUCGAGGACGAGGUCAAGUUUAAGCUGCCAAGAUCCUCUACCUUCUGCCAGAUGGUCUUCUUGGCCAAACCAGGCACCUCCCUAUCCUUCAGUUGCCGCAAGUUCAGUACAGCCACCUGCGAAAAAGAGUAUCUCUUCCUCACCGACGGCAUCUCCAUAGCCACCACGUCUUGUGGACUAGAGCUCCCCACGCCGCUCUCAGGCCUCUCUCAGCUGUAUGUCCUCUACGAGCGGCGGAGGCGUAGGGCCAAAAAAUCGAAAAUUGUCUGCUUCAUCAGCGCUACAGGCAGUAACGACGGAGGCUCUGGAGGCGGUGGUGGCGGGGGUGGGGGCGGCGGCCUCAGCACUGCUCAGGGUCAACAAGCUACCAACUGUGCCUCAAUGUGUGGCGCUGCUCCUGCUGGUGCUGGGGCGACGCGUAUCGUGGGAGGCGGCGAGGCAGAGCCUGGAGAGUACCCGUGGAUGGCCAAGCUGAUAAUCAGGGACGAGGGACGGCCUAAGGAAUGUGGGGGAUCAAUCAUUACCUUCAGGCAUGUCCUCACAGCCGCCCACUGUCUCAACUUCAAGAAUGUACAGGUGACGGUGGUAGCCGGGGAACACAACGUCAAUAGCGACUUGGACGGAACAACUCAGGUGAUUAAAGUCCAGAACUUUGCUGUUCAUCCAGAGUUCGACCCCAAUACACUGACCAAUGACUUGGCGGUGCUGAUGCUUGAACGAGAUCUGACCUGGAAUGACCGUGUGGGUCCUGUAUGCCUCUCACCCUCUAAUAACUACGUGGGUCAGACAGCAGUUGUCAGCGGCUGGGGCACCCUCUCCCAUCUUGGGAGCCAGCCUAGCGUUCUUCAGGAAGUUGCUGUGGAGAUCACUGACCAUGACAAGUGCAUCUCUAACUACAAGGAGUCGUUCAUCACCAUUACUGGCACUCACGUAUGUGCUGCUUCUCCUGGUAAAGACGCGUGUCAGGGGGACUCUGGAGGCCCGCUGGUGAUGCUCAACGGAGGAAUCUGGUACCAAGUGGGAGUGGUGAGCUACGGCAUUGGGUGUGCUAAGGCCGAGUUCCCCGGCGUCUACACUCGCGUGUCUUCCUACGUCCCCUGGAUCGUCGAGCAGGCCACCUCCUCCUCCUGCUAGCCUCUUCCGUGCUGGCCCGGUGGAACCAUCCCAUGCUCCCAUGGUGCUCCCGUGCCUUCUGAUCCGCCCUUCUGUCAGUCUUUGUGGUCCUUGUGAGGCUCUGAUCACCCGUCUUCUUCCUGCGCUUCCUGGGGAUAGCCCUGCGUUUCCUGCGGCAUUCUUGCGUAUCCUGAGAUAGUCCUGCGUAUCCUAGAGGUAGCCCCCCUCGCGUCCCGGGGGUAGACCUGCGUAUCUUGGUGGUAAGCCUGUACUGAUUGUUGCCCUGAAGACCAGUGGUAUACGAAUUGAGGAAGAAUAUUUUAAUCAUUACAUAAUCCUUUGUCAUUCGACAUGGUCAUAACGAGAAACGUUAUUUGCAGAGCACCGAUAGCGUAAGAAACGUUAGUGCAUCAUUAACGGUCUUGUUCCAUAGAGGUGUAGUGGUGGGCUGGCUAUGAUUAACUCUGUAUAAGCGAUUGACAGCGUUAAUUGUUGUAAUUUUGUAGAGUAUGCAAUAAAGACGGCGUGUAUAGUCAACGAUUUGUUGAGAAUCACAGUAAGGUGAUGAAGGCUCAUUAUUCCAGUACACCUGUUGUGUUAUCCUAGGCCCAUCGAUACUCUAAAGUGCGGGAAUAGAUCUUAAAUUCAAGCUUUUAACUUGAUAUAAUCUUAUGCUCGCUGGUUGUCAAGUUCGGGAAUUCUCACUAACUGACCUUGGGACCCAUGAAUUAUCAUGACCCAUGAUAUAUGAAUAUUACUUCAUAUAUCCCCCAAUGGUCACUAUGUUUUAUCAGUGACCAUCUUGCUCCACUAUACGUCAUUAUGAAACUCCAAUAACCACGGUGGUUUCCCAUGGUCGGGGACAGGAAGCGUUAGUCUUAUCGAGGUUUCCCUUGGCCAACAACCGACCUUCUACAGGGUGCAGCCCACAACAGUUGCCUAACUCCCAGGUACCUAUAAGGCACUAGGUAGACAGGGGAAUCAGAUUAAAGAAAAAGUACACAAACCUGUGUGGGGACGAACCCGGGAUACGUUGGUCGAGUUUCGACUGCGCUGACAAUUGCCAAUUUGAAUAUUCCUCUUGGAACACGUAUAGUCACGCCUCAUGUAACUUAUAUACAUGUGGUCAUUAAGCUUUCCUUUUAUUUUUUUAUAUUUCUGGUCUACGAAUUUAAUGUUUUCCUCGCAGAAUUUCGGUUUACAAUACGGGUUUUAUAAUGUAAUAUGAGCCUAUUGUAUUAGGCUCCGGAAUUCUGACAAUAUACAUUUUACGAAGUGUGUGUUUGUGUGGGCGAUUAAAUAUGUGUAUGUAUAUAUGUAUACGUAUGUACAUG
This is a messenger RNA of Procambarus clarkii (red swamp crayfish), 2976 nucleotides long. Its product is annotated as serine protease 52. Gene Ontology annotation, molecular function: serine-type endopeptidase activity. The record is from RefSeq and is a predicted model, not a curated record. Gene Ontology annotation, biological process: proteolysis. Lineage: Eukaryota; Metazoa; Arthropoda; Malacostraca; Decapoda; Cambaridae.